Colletotrichum navitas is the source of this 1253-nucleotide messenger RNA. RefSeq lists its product as uncharacterized. The record is from RefSeq and is a predicted model, not a curated record. The coding region runs from base 236 to 1213 and encodes 325 amino acids. NCBI's taxonomy places the organism in Eukaryota, Fungi, Ascomycota, Sordariomycetes, Glomerellales, Glomerellaceae. The transcript has 2 exons.
CACCGACACUGACCAACCACCAACAUAAAUAAAAACAAAAGGAAAAAAAAGAAAGAAAAGGAAAAAAAAGGCUACCCUUCCUCCCCCUCCCCGUUUCUAUCUCAUCAUCCAAACACCGCACCGCACGGCAGGUCUUGAUCAACCUGCCUGCCUCUCACCGCUCACCGAAUGUACGACGCGGCGUCCAUAUCCUCCCGGGAUCUUCGGAUGGAACAGGCGGCCAACGGUCUUCACAAUGUCGUCGGAGCAAGAUUAUCAGGAUCUUUUUGGCCCUCAGGCUAAAAAGGCCAAACGAGGUCGGCUCCAAACCGACAAAUCCGCCAACGCGAUCCGCAUCCGCGACAACCAGCGACGCUCUCGCGCCCGUCAUAAAGAGUUCGUCGACGAGCUGCAGCGCAAAGUCCAGGAGUACGAGAAGCGCGGCAUCGAGGCCUCGCUGCAGAUGCAAAAGGCCGCCCGCGACGUCGCCAUCGAGAACUCGCGCCUGCGCGCCCUGCUUGCGAGUCGCGGCGUCUCCAGCGACCAGGUCGACGCCUACCUGCGCUCCUUUGACGACGACCCCAAGAGCUCGUCCGCCGUCUCCAUCAACACCACCCUCGCCCCCAUCCUCAACGGGCCCGUCGUCCUCGAGCCCUCGCCCACGCAGUUGCCGCCCCUGCAGGAGCACUUUGGCAAGACCUUCCACCCCGACCACGCUGCCGCCGCCGACGACGCCGACGCCGCUACUGCCGCUGCCGCUGCCUCCAAGAAGAGAAAAUACGGCGACGCCCUGCUGCCGCCGGUGCUCACGCUGACGCCCACCCCCGACGUCCAGCAGAGUUCUGCCCUCGACAGGCUUGCCGUCCUCGCCGACGCUAGUCUCAACCGCUCCUCAACCCAGCCACCCGCACAGCAUUCCAGCACCUCGUCUGAGUCCUCGCGGAGCCCGCAUUCCUACGACCGCACGAGCCAGACGCCCCCACGCCCUGCCGAACCGCACCGUCACCAACAACCACACCACCAGCAACCACACCAACACCAACACCAACACCAGCAUCUGUCGACCCUCUCCCCCCACGAAAUGUCCUGCAAUGCCGCCGCCCGAAUCAUCGCCGACAUGCAAGGUGGCAGCGCCGACGAGCGCAAGACAAAGAUAGCCCUUGGGUGCAGACCCCAGGACGAGGAAUGCUUCGUCAAAAACACGUCCAUCUUCCGCGUGCUUGACCACCGAUGAUGAUGAUUAUGCUGACGAUGGGACCAUUGACCAUGCCCAA